Molecule: messenger RNA, 2044 nt
Organism: Triplophysa dalaica
Lineage: Eukaryota; Metazoa; Chordata; Actinopteri; Cypriniformes; Nemacheilidae
Gene: b3gnt3.4
Product: UDP-GlcNAc:betaGal beta-1,3-N-acetylglucosaminyltransferase 3, tandem duplicate 4
Exons: 2
Coding region: 159-1304 (381 amino acids)
Cellular component (GO): membrane
Molecular function (GO): hexosyltransferase activity
Source: RefSeq, a predicted model, not a curated record
CUUACAAAGACCGCUGAACCAGACAGAUGGAUUUCCUCAAUAUGGGGAGUGUUGGGCGGGGAUGGCUGGUGUGACCAACACUUCACAUAUUCUUGUGCUGGUAGACAGUGACACUUGAAACACUGAAUCCAAAAACGGACUUUAACUCAGGUGCAGCGAUGAGAAAGCGAGGCCUGGAGACAUUUGCUGUACUUGUGACAGGUGUUAUAUGCUUGGUAUUAAUCCUUCAGAAAAACGACCAUGAAGAAAAUGAGACAUUAACCAGAGACGAAUCAUUUAAAACAUUACGCAGUCAACUCGAUGUGCCCAAGCCUUCAACCCUCCAGCCUUUGUAUUCCAACUGUGAGCGAAAUGAGUCUGCUUCUAAAGUGGAUGGAUUUUUUACCCUGCCAAACAAUAUCCAGGACUUCCUGUAUUACCGUCACUGCAGGAGUUUUCCCAUGCUUCUCGAUGUUCCUGACAAAUGCGGGGGCCCUCAAAACUCGGCAGAUGUCUUCCUUCUACUGGUCAUUAAAAGCUCCCCUGUAAAUUACAAUCGUCGAGAGGUUCUGCGCAAAACGUGGGCCGAAGAACGGGUGUACCUUGGCGUGAACAUCCGUAAAAUCUUCAUAGUCGGAACAUCCCAAACUGGCUUUCAGAAGAAAAAGUUAAAUAAACUUCUGAAGAUUGAGAACGAAGAGCACAAAGAUAUUCUACAGUGGGACUUCAAUGAUUCGUUCUUUAACCUGACGCUUAAGCAGAUCCUAUUCUUGGAGUGGAUGGAUCGACGGUGUCCGCACGCCAGAUUCCUCUUAAACGGUGAUGACGAUAUCUUUGCCAACACGUUUAACAUGAUUGAAUUUCUGCAAGGUCAAAAGGACAAUAAUGGAGACAAGCAUCUCUUUGUAGGACAUCUCAUCCAGAAUGUAGGACCAAUAAGACACCCUGCAAGUAAAUACUACAUCCCAGUGCAAGUGCAGGAGUCCGACAGCUAUCCUCCAUACUGUGGUGGAGGAGGAUUUCUUCUUUCCAGCUUUACAGCCAGAACAAUUUACAACAUGUCUCAUUCUAUCACUCAGCUGCCCAUUGAUGACGUUUACAUGGGAAUGUGUUUGAUAAAGGCUGGCCUCACACCAGUGUCUCACUUCGGCGUAAGGACCGCUGGUCUACACAUGCCUUCUGAGACUAUUGACCAAUAUGACCCUUGCUAUUAUAGAGAAAUCCUUUUAGUACAUCGAUUUGAGGGACACCAGAUUUUUGUGAUGUGGAAUGAAAUACAAAACCCAUAUUUACGUUGUGGAACAAAGUCACUGUUGUCUCUUUAGAUCAGUCCAGAGACCAAAGAAGGUGUGUAUGGUACAUUGCACUUUAUUGCAGUUAACUGUGUGUAUAAUGUGCAGUAUGGCCUUUAUGCUUCCUUUAAAAAGGAAAGAAAACGAAGGCCAGGCAUCCUUCUCAGGAUGAUAACGAUGAUGCAUGCAUUUUUAUAGGGUGAACUAGGUAUUGUGUCAAAGAGUGUUUUUUUCUAUAGACCUGUUACUGCACAAGCCAUGAAUGUUUAACAUCUGAUUGUGUGAGAUUAUUUUAAAUAGAGAGAUUUGUUUAAUGUUGUAGUAAAUACUUUUUCAAAGUUUUUAAUGAAUUAUUUUAAGUUUUUUUUAUUUAAAUACUUUUUGCACGUAGUUUACAAUAACUGUAAAUACAUAUUUUUGUACGUAAAUUAUGAUUUUAAUAGUAAAUUGUAGCAUAUUUUCUAUAUGUGGGAUCCAAAAUUGUGUGGUUUUAAUUCACACUAUGCUAUGUUUCUGUUUUUUUAAUAAUAAUAUUAAAUCUUAAAAAUCAAUCAGUUUUAUUUUCAAAAUAAUAAGUAUGGUUUAUUAAGGCAUAAUCUGCAGUUUAUUUCUUAUAGUAUGGAAAAUUUACAUAUUUUGCCAUUUUGUACAUCAACAAGGAAGAAGGAUUUCUAUGUAUUAGUAAUGAAGAAAGAAUUGGGUUACCUCCUUCAUGUGUAACACAAAACCUGCAAACAUAGAGGAUAAUAAAGACUUCCUAUAAACUUGUUUAA